AUGAGUCGACGAAAGAAAUCCCGAUCAAUCUAGAAACUUAAACCGCAUGAAAUAAACAUGGCCGCAUUUGCAGCAAAGGUUUUGUCAGAGAUGGGCUGGGAGCAGCAUUAUGCCCUCCCAGUCCUCAACAAUGAAAACAAGGUUUUAAUAGACGAGAUAUGUAAUAUAAAGAGGGAGCUCCUGAAACUGAAAAACAAACGCGAGACCAAUCAAGAAAAAAAACAAUUAGGGGACGAUUGCCUGAGAAAUGCAAAAAAGGAGCUGGAACUCACAGAGGCUCUGUGUAGAGCCAAAGACAGAGAGGAAAAUCUGGAAAAACACCUCACCGCCAUCGCCGAAAGAGAAAAGGGCCGUCUGGGGCAGGAAAAUACGAAGAUGGAAAAAGAUCUUCAAUAUUUGGCUGAGAAGAUAAAAACUCUUGAGAACCACAUUUUGAAGGCGAAACACAAGCUGGAGCAAUUUCGGCUGCAAAUGAACUGGGACCAGCAGGCCAUGAAUUCUUUUUUGGAGGAGUCGACCAGAAAAGAUGAUGACAUGAUGGCCAUUAUGAAGUACUCACAUCAGGACGAGCACACCAUCAAGUCGCUUACUUUGGCCAUUGAGAGGACAACAGUGGAGGGCAACAAAAAGCACAGAGCACUCGACAAGGAAAUGACAGAGACUUUAGCCGCACAGAUCGCUUUAGACAAGACGACUGAGAAUUUGCAGCAGGCUCACAUGGAAACUGAGCAGAUCAUCCACCAAUGGGAAAACACCAUCCAGCAGAUGAAGCAAAGAGAUGCAGAUAUGCAUCAGUGUGCUCUGAAACUUGCAGACACCAACCAGGUCAUCAGGGAAAGGAACGGCACUUUGACAGAAAUGAAGCACCUGCAGGAGGCCCAGUUCAACGACAACAGGGACAAAGAGAAGAAGCUGGCUACAGCCAAUCAGCGAGCCGCAAAACUGCGACUCAACUUCAAGGAGCAGGAGAGGAAUUACGUUGAGAUGCAGGAUGAGCUGAAAACUUGCAGAGCUUUACUGGAUAGAACAACCAGCAGUGUGCACUCGAUGAGGUCUCACAUAAGCAGGCUCAAGGAAGACAUCCGGAACAACAACGACAAACUGAUUCAGACUGGGGCCCAAAAUGUUGCCCUGGAGGAGAAGCUGAAAUCGGAAUGUGAAAACGCCCUGAGUGAGAAAGAGAGAGCUGCCCAGAUGGAAAUUUUCCUCAAGGAAGAGGAGCAGGCCAUCAAGGAGCUGGAAGUUCAGCUACGUGAACGUGGCAAGGACCUCGUCCGCUGCAAACAGCACGGGGAGGAAUUUAGGGAAAAGGAAAAGAAUUAUAUGGCGCAUAUAUUACGGAGCAGGUGCACCAUCAACGCGUUGGAAAACCAGCUCAGGAAACAGGAGGACUAUUUAGUCAAACAGAUGAUGAUCAUGAAUGAAAAGGACUCCCAGUUGAUCAUUUUAGACAAAAAACUAGCACGACUGCAAGGUAUUGUCGGUGAUUCCGACGAAAAGAUAGGGAUGGAGUUGAAGAUCACGGAGAUGCUGGCAUCCCUCGAGGAGAGGAAGAAGACGUCCAGUAAGGUCCUCAUCAAAAUCAAGGAGUCGGAGGAGGACAUUCGCUAUUUGAGGAAAGAGAGGGAGGAUUCCGCAGAUCAGAAGGAAGAGCUGUCCAACAAAGUAGCAGAGGUCAAGCUGAUCAAUAAUAAUAUCGAAAGAGAGCUGAAGAAACUUCGGUUGAAGAAACAGGAACACAUCGUGGAGCAGAACAUCUCCAAGCUGGAGGUCAAGCGUAAGAGGGAUCUGCUGUUCAAUAAAGCCAACAGCGUGCUGUCCUUGGAGAAAAGACAACUGAACGUGAAGAAAGCCAUCCAGGAGAGGCAAGAGGAGAUCAGAGUCUACAGUCAAAUGCUCAAUCAGCAGUUGAGGACCACGGAGCAGGAGAGACAGAAAAUCAGUAUGGAACUGAAUGGAAAGCUGUCCAAGAUUGAAGCCGCGAAGAAACACUACGAGAUCGUGACCUUUACCAUGGCGGCCCAAGAGGAUGAUGAGGAUGCGGUGAAGUCUCAAGCGCAUUACAUCGCUAAGGCUGCGCUGGAGAAGGCAGAACUCAAGCAGCAAGGAGAGUGUCUAAAUAACAAAAUCCGCAAAGCCGAACAGGAAAAUAAAGCUCUGGAGAACACGACUCUAUUGUUCCACAUCAGUAAUACUGGAUUUCACACAACAGUCGUCAAAGCCAAAGAAGCCACUCCAGAUUACCAGGAAAAGUUCCAUCUUGAAGAACAGCUUCAGGUAGCCAAGGAGACAUUGGAGUCCAAGAGGCAACUCGCUCAAAAGCUUCGAGAGGAGCUGCAGGAAAUUAACAGUGCCUUGAAGAACCGCCUCCAAGCCAAACAGGAUCUGGAGAAAGAAGUCAGGCAGCUGAUGGAGUUCAACGAUUCCAUCGACGAGAUGCUGGUCACCGCCACCAAGUUCAAACCUCGCCUCAAAUCGGCGCUGCAGCAACACUUUCAGCAGGCCAAUCUGCUUUUUCCCACUUUUACUACCCCUGGUACGAGUCGAAGGUCUAACCUGGUCAGCAGGUCCCCCUCAGUCAGGUGUGCUGCAUUCUCAGCCAGUAGCUGCAAGCCCUCUGAAGAUCCGGACCCCACUGUGAAGACUGUGAUUCUGGGCCAGGAUCUGCCAAUUGUGCGGGACCAGCCAGGACACUUUUUAAUGUAUGUUCCUAUGUGGCACUCAAGAGACUUUGGACGUAUAAUGUUAAGUGCUGCCAUGGCAGUUUUCCCAGAUUUUGGCUGGGAGGACUGUUACUCAGUUCCCGGGCCUAAUGCUGAAAACAAGGCGUUAAUAGAAGAGAUUAUCAAGAAAAGGAAAGAACUCUCGCAUUUGAAAAGCAAGCGAGAGGGUCGCAAAGAUCAAAAGCAACUGGCAACACAAUUCUUGAAACAUGUCAAAGCAGAGCUGGAAAAUAUGGAGGCUCUGUGCCAGGCCAAAGACAGAGAAGCCGAAUUGGAGAAGCACCUCACUGCCAUCGCACAGAGAGAAAUCGGCCAUCUGACGCAGGAGAACGCUCAGAUGGAGAAGGAGCUUCGAUCUUUGGCUGAGAGGAAAAAUUUCCUGGAGAGCGACAUUUUCAAGGUGAAACAGAAGCUGGAGCACUUUCGCAUCCAGAUGGACUGGGACCAGCAGGCCAUGGAUUCUUUCUUGGAUGAGUCAGCACGAAAAGACGACGACGUGAUGGCUAUCAUCAAGUAUUCGCAGCAGGAUGAGCAGAGGAUUAAGUCACUCACUUUGGCCAUUGAGAGGACGACGCUGGAGGCCAAGAAAAAGCGCAAAGCCCUUGACAUGGAAAUGACAGAGAAUUUAUCUGCGCAGAUUGCUUUAGACAAGAUGGCAGAGAAUUUGCAGCAGGCUCACAAGGAAACAGAGCGGAUCAUCCACCAGUGGGAAAACACCAUCCAACAGAUGAAGCAAAGAGAUGCUGAUAUACAACAGUGGGCUCUGAAACUUGCAGAAACCAACCAAAUCAUCAGGGAAAGGAAUGACUCCUUGACAGAAAUGAAGCACUUGCACGACUCUCAGAUGAAUGACAACAAGCAAAAAGGGAGGAAAUUGACGUCAGUCCAUCGUGAGGCGGCAAAACUACGGCAAGAAUUGAAGGCGCAUGAGAAGAAUUACAUGGAAAUGCAGGAUGAGCUCAAAAGUUGUAAAACCUCAAUGGAUAGAACAACCUCCACUGUGGAGUCGAUGAAGUCCCACAUCUCCGGGCUCAAGGAGGAAAUCCAGAAAAGCAAUGUCAAACUGAAGCAAACCUCGGCCCAAAAUGUUGCCCUCGAAGAGAAGCGGAAAGCUGUGACGCAGAAUGCCCUCAGUGAGAAGGAGAAAGCUGCCCAAAUGGAACAGUUCCUCACAGAUGAGGAACAGACCAUUAAGGAGUUGGAUCUCCAACUGCGUGAAUGCAGAGAGGAGCUCUUCCGAUGUAGACAGCAUGUUGACAACCUCAAGAGAAUGGAGAAGGACUCUUUGGCCCAAGAGUUGCGGAGCAAGUCUAUCAUCACCAGUCUGGAACGUGAGCUCAGGAAGCAGGAGAAGCAUUUGAUGAGGCAGCAGAUUAUUAAGAGUGAAAAAGACCUCCAGAUCAUCUUUUUGGAGAAGAAGCUUGCACGACUGAAAGGUCUUGAUGACUCAGAUGAAAAGCAAGCGUUAGAAAUUAAGAUCAGCGAUCUGAGCAAAGCCCUUGAUGAGAGGAUGAAGACAUCUAGCACAAUUAUCAACAGAAUCAAAGAGUCCGAGAGUGAUAUUCGCUAUUUGAGGAAAGAGAAUGAGAGGUCAGUAGCAGAGAAAGAAGCGCUAUACAACAAAGUUGAUGAGUUGAAGCUCAUCAAUAAUAAUAAUGAAAAAGAGCUUAAGAAACUUGGCCUCCACAAACAGGAACAGCUCGUGGAGCAGAAUAUCUUCAAGCUGGAGGUCAAGCGUAAGAGGGAUCUUCUGUUUGACAAAGCCAACGGCGUAGUGUCCUUGGAGAAAAGGCAACUGAAUGUGAAGAAAGCCAUUCAGGAGAGGCAAGAGGAAAUCAGAGUCUACAGUCAAAUGCUCAGCCAGGAACUGAAGACUACAGAGCAGGAGAGACAGAGAAUCAGUGCUGAACUCAAUGCAAAGUUUUCCAAGAUCGACGUCAUGAAGAAACAUUUCGAAGUGGUAACAUUCUCAAUGGGAGCCCCUGGAGGGGAUGACGAGGAUGCAGUAAAGUGUCAAGCACAGUACAUUACCAAGGCAGCGCUAGAGAGAGCAGAACUCAUACAGCAGGGAGAGUGUCUAACUGCCAAAAUCAGCAAGGCUGAGGAGGAAAAUAAAGCUCUGGAGAACACAACUCUGUUAUUCAAUAUCAGCAAUUCACGAUUCCACACAUCAGUAAACAAAGCAAAAGAAUCCAGUGCAGAAUACCAGGAAAAAAUCAAGAUGGAAGAGCAGUUGCGUUUGGUUGAAGACACACUUAAAUACAAGAGAAGACAAGUCAGAGAGCUUCAGCAAGAGCAACAGGAACUGAACAAUGUCUUAGAUAGUGUCCUGCAGGCCAAGCAGGCGGAAAACCAAAAGAUCGAUCACACGCAGUCCCUCAUCAGCAGACUGAAUCGUGAGGUUGCUUCUCAGCAGGAAAAAAUUAACAGAGCCUUAAAACAUUGCUCUAAAUUAACCCAAAAGAUCCGGUUCUCAAGAAACACCAAGGCAGAGACUUUUGAGGAGAAGGACAUCAGGCUCAAACAGUUAAAGGACUUCAACAAGAAUAUCAACAAGAUGCUCAAUGAUGUCACCAAGGGCAGGCCUGACCUCAGAUCAGUCUUGGAGAGCUACUUCCUCCAGACCAGCUUGUCUUUUCCGUCUCCUCCCUCCACUCCCAGCAGCCACCGAAGCUGUAAGACCAACUCAGCCCGCAUCUCUACCUCCUCCAGGUCUUCAGCUUCCUCAGCCAGUAGACGGGAAACCUCUGCACCUCAGUCCCCUCUACUGAAGACUGUGGCCCUGAGUCUAGAUAUAACUGUUCCUUCACCUCCUCUUUCAGCCAGCAGAGGCUCCAGCUCAGCCAUGAGUCGCAUAAAGAGUCCAUAG
Messenger RNA from Syngnathoides biaculeatus (alligator pipefish), 5592 nucleotides. It is a transcript of the gene ccdc39, whose product is annotated as coiled-coil domain containing 39. Gene Ontology annotation, biological process: inner dynein arm assembly; cilium movement; cilium-dependent cell motility. Lineage: Eukaryota; Metazoa; Chordata; Actinopteri; Syngnathiformes; Syngnathidae. Gene Ontology annotation, cellular component: axoneme. Bases 58 to 5592 code for a protein of 1844 amino acids. The record is from RefSeq and is a predicted model, not a curated record. The transcript has 40 exons.